CGCGUCGCCAAGGAAAGAUCACUUGUGCUCCUCACCCCAAAAGAUCACGUUCAUUUCUCUCAGUUCCGUUUCAUGAAAUCUCGGCCCAUCCUUCUUCUGCUGUUUAACCGACUCAUUUAUGCUCUGCCGUACCUCAACCAGGGUUCAGCACAGAACCUAAGCAAACAUGUCCACGGUGUCGAGCCUGGUUCUCCAGAAUUCUGGUGGAAGAUUAUCAUAAGUUCGAUACUCGUAUUGAUGGGGGGCGUGUUUGCUGGCUUGACUCUCGGUCUAAUGGGCCUCGACGAGCUGCAUCUACGCGUGCUGGCGACAUCUUCUGAGAAUCCUGUAGAGAAGAAAAAUGCCAAGAAAGUGUUAUCUCUUAUGCGGAAAGGAAGACAUUGGGUCCUGGUCGUGCUCCUUCUUGGUAACGUUAUAGUUAACGAAAGUCUGCCCAUUUUCCUCGACAGCGUCAUCGGUGGAGGCGUAGCUGCGGUAGCGCUUUCCACGACGGCAAUUGGUGAAUUAAUAAUUCCUCAAUCACUGAGUGUCCGCUAUGGCCUUGCUAUUGGUGCAGCAUGCACUCCGUUUGUCUUGGUGUUGAUGUACGUCUUUGCGCCCGUAGCAUGGCCUAUAGCCAAGCUCCUCGACCUCGUCCUCGGCACGAACGAGACCCACACCUACAAAAAAGCAGAACUAAAGUCCUUUCUGCAGUUCCACCGCACGGGGGAGGAACCGCUGAGAGAGGACGAGAUAUCGAUUCUCAGUGGUGUCCUAGAGCUCAAUUCGAAGAAUGUCGAGACCAUCAUGACGCGUAUGGAGGACGUGGUUACCCUGAGCAGGGAUACUAUACUCGACCACAAGAUGAUCGAUACAAUAUUGACGAGCGGAUACUCGCGAAUCCCCAUACACGAUCCGGGAAACCCAUUGUCAUUCACAGGUCUGUUGUUGGUGAAGAAGCUUCUCACAUACGAUCCCGCAAAGGCGCUUCCGGUAUCCAGGUUCCCUCUAUCCAUUCUUCCCGAGGCGCAUCCUUCGAUAAACUGUUUUCAGGCACUGGACUAUUUCCAAACAGGCCGGGCGCACCUGAUUCUGAUAUCCCGCACCCCCGGUAUCGCCGGCGGAGCCAUCGGAGUGAUCACACUCGAAGAUAUCAUCGAAGAGAUCAUAUCGGAAGAAAUCGUCGACGAGACCGACCGCUACGACGAUAACGUGCACAAGAGGAAGGCAAAGCGGAUGACGACGGCCGCCAUCAUGAGGGGGAUUGUCGAGCGUGAGCGUGGUCGCGUUUCGGCGGUUGGUACGCCCACUGAACGGACGCCGCUGCUUGGCCGGGAUCGGAGUAUUGUGGACUAUGGAUUUGGGGGAGCGCUUAGUCAGUCACCGAGGGGUGAAUAGCAGCAUCACGGGGAAAGGAAACGUUUUUUUGCUUUGCUUUUGCUAUUUUUUUGUAAUCUAUUCCUGAACUUUUUUUUUUUU
Molecule: messenger RNA, 1458 nt
Organism: Guyanagaster necrorhizus
Lineage: Eukaryota; Fungi; Basidiomycota; Agaricomycetes; Agaricales; Physalacriaceae
Product: DUF21-domain-containing protein
Exons: 13
Coding region: 73-1377 (434 amino acids)
Biological process (GO): intracellular manganese ion homeostasis; magnesium ion homeostasis
Cellular component (GO): cytoplasm
Source: RefSeq, a predicted model, not a curated record